AUGCGAUCAUUUAAUUUCCUAACUUUACUGCCUUUGGUACUUGCCAAUCCGUUGAAUGUUCGCACUACCGCCUGCAACAACUCCCCCGACCUUUGCGAUAAGAGUUACGGCGAGAUUACCCACUUAGGUGCCCACGACAGCCCAUUCGUGCGUGACUCUACUACCGAUGACUCUAUUGCUGGUGACCAAUAUUACGAUACUACCACCCAACUCGAUGCGGGUGUCCGACUAGUAACCGCUCAAGUCCACAAGAGCAAUUCCACAUGGCACCUGUGCCACAGCAGUUGUGAUCUACUAGACGCAGGAUUGUUGAAGACUUGGCUGGGCAAGAUCAAGACCUGGCUUGAUGACAAUCCCAACGAAGUUGUCACCAUUCUUCUUGUCAACUCCGACUCAGCCACCGCUGCCGAACUAGGCGCUAUCUAUGAGGAUGCCAACAUCACCAGCUAUGCCUACGAGCCCAGCUCCCUGACCACCGCGCCCUCCUCCUGGCCAACCCUCCAAGAAAUGAUCAACAACGGCACCCGACUCGUGAACUUUGUCGCAUCCCUCGACGCAAGCUCUAGCUACCCAUACUUACUGGACGAGUGGGACUUUGUCUGGGAAAACAACUACGACGUGACCGACGCCUCCAACUUUACCUGCACACCCAACCGACCCUCCACCUACGAAAAUGAUCUCUCCUCCGCGCUAGCAUCCAACUUCCUUCCCUUGAUGAACCACUUCCUCUACUCUACAAUCUCGGUCAUCGACGUCGAGUACCCGAACGCUAGCUACGUCUCCACGACGAAUGCCCCGUCCGGUGGAACAGGCAACUUGGGAUCAACGGCGACGAAGUGCAAGGCGGCAUACAACGGGCGCCAGCCUACGUUCAUCCUCGUGGACUUCUUCAACCGUGGCCCUGCCAUCGACACAGUUGAUAGCUUGAACAACGUGACCAACGCCGUAGGUAGAACAUCCGUCUCGACAACUGCGUCGACGUCGAGCAGCGAUGGAUCCACCGUCAACGGCGUUCUCACAACCCUUGUCAACCUGGCCGAGUCUGCUCGCUCUGGCUCUACUCCCACUAUGGGCAACUGGAUCUGGGUUGGUGGCAGCUGGGGUAGUAUUCUAGGAGGCGGAAUCACCCUCUGA
Penicillium odoratum is the source of this 1134-nucleotide messenger RNA. RefSeq lists its product as uncharacterized. Bases 1 to 1134 code for a protein of 377 amino acids. NCBI's taxonomy places the organism in Eukaryota, Fungi, Ascomycota, Eurotiomycetes, Eurotiales, Aspergillaceae. The transcript has 3 exons. Gene Ontology annotation, biological process: lipid metabolic process. Gene Ontology annotation, molecular function: phosphoric diester hydrolase activity. The record is from RefSeq and is a predicted model, not a curated record.